Mytilus californianus (California mussel) is the source of this 3162-nucleotide messenger RNA. Its product is annotated as transmembrane protein 161B-like. The record is from RefSeq and is a predicted model, not a curated record. Bases 75 to 1559 code for a protein of 494 amino acids. The transcript is spliced from 2 exons. NCBI's taxonomy places the organism in Eukaryota, Metazoa, Mollusca, Bivalvia, Mytilida, Mytilidae.
UUAGAAUACAAGCGACAAGUUUUGCCGGUAGCAUUUUUGACAUUCAAACGAUCACAGAAGGACAGAAGUAUAUAAUGGCCAUAUUAGGAGUACAACUGGUCCUUAGUCUGAUCAUGUUCAGCUUUCUACAGAAGCUUGGUCCAUAUUACUCAUUUGGACGGUGGCUAUUGUGCAAUAGACUUGUGAGAUAUCUGCAUCCGACGGAUGAAGAUCUGAAAAAGGCUGCUGGGAUAUCUAAUGUUCCAAAUGGGAAAGGAAGAAAUAAAAAACACGAAAAGAAAGGAGGAGGGAAAAAUAAUAUUCAGUCAGAUACAUUCACGAUUCCUCGAUCAACAGAAAUUCAUCUUGACACAGCAAGGGUUGAAGCAAUUGAUUUAGUCUCGUUACAUUUUUAUUCAGACUUUCAGUGGUUGAUGGAAUUUGGAUUGUGCUCCCUAGUCGUAUACUUCAUAACAGAAGUUUACUAUGCCUUUUGGCCUAAAAAUGAAUUGAACAUCAGCAUGUUAUGGUGUCUUCUUGUAGUCAUUUUCUGUUUCAGGAUAUUGAUAUCUCAAGCUGCAGUUUACUUCAAAUCAGAAGAAGGAGGGGAGAGAAUCCUUUGUGUAACAUUUGGAUUUUUCUUCCUGGUUUUAGCCAUGGGAAUUCUAGUCAUAGAUGAAAAAAUAUUAGAAUUUGGACUUGAACCAGGAUACCAGAAUUUCUCUGAAGGUGCUGAAUUGUUUCUUAAACAGCAAGGAAUUGAUUCACAAGGACCAAUCUCAUUAAUGACCUUCAAAAUAAUUCUUGCAAUCAUAUGUUCAAUUACUGGUGCCCUGUUGACAUUUCCUGGACUGAGAUAUGCAAAAGUUCAUUUAGAUACAUUAAACUAUGUGAAGGAGAGUCCAUUUAAGCAGGCACUAUUACACCUUAAUUUUAUCAUGCCGUUAGUUAUAAUCUUAUUAUGGGUGAAACCUGUAGGUCGAGAUAUUAUAUGUGCCAAAAACUGGCAGGUUCAUUUUAAACUUUUGCACGAGGAUGCGUUUGAAGUAGUCCGACUAUCUUUAAUAGUGUUGUUGUUUGUACUUAGACUUGUUUUGAUGCCGCCACACAUGCAGGCACACUUGAACUUAGCUUACGAACACGUGCAAAGGAUGAAAAAAGAAACCGGUAGAAUCAGCAAUUUGGACCUUCAAAGGAUGAUUGCUCGUGUGUUUUACUAUUUAUGUGUAGUAGCUAUACAGUAUAUUUUACCAUGUCUACUUUUACUAUUCAUGGUAUUUCUCCAGAAAACAUUAGGUAACUAUAGUUGGUCAGAUUUAGCCGGAGAAAAUGCCCAUAAUUAUUUUGAGGGUAAAAGUAUGAGUGCACAUGGGAUGUACGCAGAACGAGAAAACAGCACUGGCGAUGCUAUAUCGGACACAACAGCACAAUUCACAUGGGCAGUAGCUAAUUUGAGACAGGUUUUUUCACCGACAUGGUACCGUGGUUUGUUUGGAUUUCUAACAUGGUGGAUGACAACAGCUUGGUUUACUAGUACAACAUUUGGACUUUAUUAUUAUUCUAGAGUUGCUACGCAAUGAUUGUGUUACACAAAAUAGAUUAUGAAUAUAAUCAUGAUAAUGUUUUUGAAUCAAAAUUUGUUCAAAGUUAUUUUUACGAGUAGGAGGCCUUUCCUGUUUGCAUGUAUGGCAGGGGCCUCCAAAAUCAUAAAUUACAUGAAUAACAAUGUAAGGAAGGUUUUUUUUUAAGUGAGUGAGUGAGAGUUUUAUAUACAUUGUACAAUCAUGUUUAUGUAUACAUGUAAAUUUUUGAAAUUCUAUAAAAUGCAGAAAAAUGAUUUUAGAUGAGAUUUGUCUUCCAAUUUUGAACUUACGAACAUGACAAACAGCUUCAGAAAUGAAGGAUACAAAGUAUUGCCAGAUUUUAGAUGAUUUCAGGAAACUUUGGGCCAAAAAUGAAAUUAGAAUUGUUUGAUGUUGCCUACCUACCCACCUAAAAAGCAGCCUACCCGAAAAAUUUUAUGACACAAAUCCUUUCAAAUUUUCUUUUUAAAAAGUUUUUUUCAUGCUCUAAUGUCAUUUUCUUGUCUAAAACAUGUAACUUAUGUUGUUGGCCAAAAAAAAAAAAAAUUCCCUACCUACCUACCCAACCCUACAAGGCACGGGUAGGCAACAUGUACAUCAAACAAAGAAUUUGUUAAGGGUGGCAUUGGUUAAAUCAAAAGAGAUCACAUGUGACAUUAGCCCAUUAGUCAUUCAAUGCAAUUUUUUUCUAAAUUUAAAUAAUAAAGAUGAUCAAUUCCUAUAUUUUUUAUUAUUGAAACAUUAACUACCAUAACUACAAUAAUGUUCAUGUAGAAAUGUUAUGGUGACUUGAGUAUUAAGUUUUGAUAUUUUAACUAGACAUUAAUAUAUUGCAUGCAAGUGAUGGAACACAUUGUGUAUGAUGUGUUUCAAUGUGUUUAUUUAGUGAAUGUUAAAUUAGUGUCUUUUUUUAUUAUAUAUUGUUGAAAACUAUAAACCACUAAUGUGUUAACAAAUUUUUUGACAACUCAGGGGUUGAUUCAGGCGGGGCCCCAAACCAGACAAGGUAUCAAUUUUGGAAGGAAACAUAUCAACUCAGUGGUUGAGGUUGAGGUGGGGGUCUCUUCUUAUAUAAAGGUAUACACCAAUGUGCUGCUGGUAUGGGUACCUUUUUAUGGAAUAUCAAAUAUGUCAAUGGGGUGCAAUUUCGCGGAGAUUUAUUUAACAAUGGGUAGAAAUUCAUAUGUCAAUAGGUCAUAAAUGUCCAUCCUCUGUUAAGAAAUCUGUAAAAACUGUGUUCUGAUCUUUUUAUCUAAUGAUAUGAAUGUAACAUUUAAAUUUUUUGUACUUCAUGUCAAAAUGCCAGAUUUUGAUUGGUUGAUAGGAGGGAGACAAUUUACUCUAUCCCAUGGCAAGUACUCUACUACCCUUCACAGCGACGCUUGAUCAGGUGUGCGCUUUCUUAAAUACGACUCUAUCCUAUUUCAAACACUCUAUUACCCUUCACGGAGAGGCUUGAUCAGGUGUGCGCUUUAUUAAAUACGGAUGAUUGUUAUGUACAAAACGUCAUAGUUUAUUUCUUUGAAUUUGAAAUUUAAUCGACAGUAAUAACAGAACAUUCAGUAUAAUAAAUUAAAUAACACAUAUCUGAGAGGGUGAU